CUUCAGUUAAUAUCUGGUCUAGACAGAUAAAAAAGUCAAACAUUUUCUGUCCUUUCUUAGGAACAAAUGUUUUACUUUGCUAUUAUUUUCUGUUUUGAGUGCAGCAAUCAUUAAACCAGCUUAAUAGAAUGACUUCCUGUUAUGUUGUUCAUGAGGCUCCUGUACGAAGAGUUGCUAUCUUUGGAGGGACUCAUGGCAAUGAGUUAUCAGGGGUAUUUUUGGUCAAGCAUUGGCAAGAGAAUGGAGAUGAGAUUCAAAGAACAGGGCUGGAAGUGAGACCAUUUAUUACCAACCCAAGAGCUGUGAAGAAAUGUACUAGAUACAUUGACUGUGACCUGAACCGAGUUUUUGAUCCUGAUAAUCUUGGCAGGCAAAUCACAGAAGAUAUUCCAUAUGAAGUGAGAAGGGCUCAGGAAAUCAAUCAUGUAUUUGGUCCAAAAAAUAGUAAUGAUGCCUAUGACCUUAUUUUUGACCUUCACAACACAACUUCUAACAUGGGUGGCACUCUUAUUCUUGAAAACUCCAGGAAUAACUUUACAAUCCAGAUGUUUAAUUAUAUUAAGAAUGCUUUGGCUCCAGAAUGCUGUCCUGUUUUCCUAAUUGAACAUCCUAACUUGAAAUAUGCAACAACUCGAUCUAUAGCAAAACACCCUGUUGGUGUGGAAGUUGGGCCUCAGCCCCAAGGAGUUCUUAGAGCUGAUAUUUUGGACAAAAUGAGAAAGAUUAUCAAACAUGGCCUUGAUUUUGUGCACAUUUUUAAUGAAGGAAAGGAAUUUCCACCAUGUACAAUUGAAAUUUACAAAAUAAUGGAAAAAGUAGAUUAUCCCAGGAAUAAAAAUGGUGAAAUUACUGCUGUUAUUCACCCUAGCCUGCAGGAUCAAGACUGGCAGCCACUGAACAAUGGGGAUCCUAUAUUUUUAACUAUUGAUGGAGAGACCAUUAAUUAUGAAGGGGAUUGUACAGUAUACCCAACAUUUGUGAAUGAGGCUGCAUAUUAUGAAAAGAAACAAGCUUUUGUAAAAACAGUCAAAGUAAAACUUACUGCAAAAGGUAUCAGAUCCUCUUUGUCUUAGAGCUAGGACAUUUGUAAAAGAUUAUGAAACUUUAGACAUAUGGCCAAAUUCAUUGCUGAUUUCUACUCCAUGUAAUCCAGGUGAAGUCAGUGGGGAUUUAUGGAACAUAAAUCAAUGCAGAAAUUAACCUUUAAUUUAAAAUUGUGUAUUAAUUAAUUUUACUAAGCACUUUGAAGAUGAGAAGCACUUUUGAAAUGCAAAGUAUUAUUUUUAGCCAUGUUCAAUAGUUUAUUGCAGAUACUAGAAAUAAGUA
This is a messenger RNA of Gopherus flavomarginatus (Mexican gopher tortoise), 1326 nucleotides long. RefSeq names its product aspartoacylase (gene ASPA). NCBI's taxonomy places the organism in Eukaryota, Metazoa, Chordata, Testudines, Testudinidae. Gene Ontology annotation, molecular function: hydrolase activity, acting on ester bonds; hydrolase activity, acting on carbon-nitrogen (but not peptide) bonds, in linear amides. The transcript has 6 exons. Bases 129 to 1073 code for a protein of 314 amino acids. The record is from RefSeq and is a predicted model, not a curated record.